GGUGUGGUCCAGGUGUUUUAGGUUACUCUGGGUUACCUUCUUGGAGUGAGCAGGAGAUGUGGGUUAGUCUUGAAAAAGAGAGUAGAAAACACACAAUCGGUUGAAAAGGAGGUGAGCAAAAGUUACUGCUGUGGAGAACGAAAGGAUGGAAAACUCUCAACAGGAACAUGCCCUGGGGGAAGAAGAGACUGAGAAAGUAAAUAAGAGAUUCCAAGACAGCAUUUUUUGCUCGGACGAUGAUAACAGCCUCUAUUUCACAUACAGUGGCAAAUCAAAUGUUCUAGAGGUCAGAGACCUCAACUACCAGGUUAAUAUAGCCUCACAGGUUCCCUGGUAUGAGAAACUAGCAGAGAUGAACAUUCCUGGGAUGUGUGGCCUGGACUCCGAUUCCCAUGUGGCAGCUAUACAAAAUAUGAGUUUUAAAGUCAGAAGUGGGCGGAUGCUGGCUCUCAUAGAGAGCUCUGCUUGCGGAAAGACGUCUUUGUUUGACGUGAUUACCUGCAGGGACCACGGAGGCAAAAUUACGUCAGGUGAAAUCUUGAUCAAUGGAAAACCUUGCACUCGCCAGCUGGCAAAGAAAUGCAUUGCCCACGUACGGCAAGAGGACAGACUGCUACCCAACCUGACAGUCAGAGAAACGCUAUUGUUCAUUGCAAAAUUGCGUCUCCCCAAGAUGUUUUCAGAUUCACAAAGAGAAAAAAGGGUAGAAGACGUUAUAGCAGAACUGAGAUUGCGGCAAUGUGCGAACACAAGAGUAGGGAACGAAUAUAUCCGUGGUGUUUCUGGCGGGGAGAGAAGACGAGUGAGCAUUGGGGUCCAACUGUUAUGGAAUCCUGGAAUCUUGAUACUCAAUGAUCCCACAGCUGGACUGGACAGCUUUACCGCCCACAACCUCGUAAUACUGCUGUCUAGGCUAGCAAGAGGAAAUAGGUUAGUUCUUUUGUCAGUUCACCAGCCAAGAUCAGAUAUCUUCCAGCUUUUUGAUUUGGUUCUCUUGAUGACAUCUGGACUCACAGUCUACUCUGGUGCUGCCCAAGACAUGGUCCAAUAUUUCACACAAAUGGGAUAUCCUUGUCCAACAUACAGCAAUCCUGCAGAUUUCUACGUUGAUUUGAUCAGCAUCGAGAGGCAGAGUGAAGAAAAGGAGAUGGAAAGCAAGCAAAGGGCUCGCUCACUUGCUGCCAUGUUUCAUGAAAACAUUAAAAAUGUGGAUGACCGCUUAUGGAAAAGCAAACCAAGAGACAACAUGGUCACUGUUUCUGCACAGAGCUCUACUACGUUCAUUUUGGAGGAGAAAAUUACUGUGAACUCUCAUUCGGCCGAACAGUUGCCAGGAUGGUUACAGCAGUUCACUGUUUUGCUAAGCCGCCAGAUCUCCAAUGAUUUCCGAGAUCUCUCAGCAUUGCUGAUCCGCGGAUUUGAGACUCUUCUAAUGUCAUUGUUAAUGGGAUUCCUAUAUUAUGGCCAUGAGAAAAGUCUGUCUAUUCCGGAUGUAUCGGCACUUCUGUUUAUGCUAGGAGCUCUGAUUCCUUACCUGGUGGUUCUUGAAACUGUAGCAAAAUGCCAUUCUGAAAAAGCUGUACUGUAUCAGGAUUUUGAAGAUGGGCUGUAUCCUGUUAGCCCAUAUUUCUCAGCCAAGGUUUUAGGAGAACUUCCAGAACAGUUCUUCCUAAUGAUCGUUUACGGAGUUCCUACCUACUGGCUAGCAAACCUCCGUCCGGAACCAGAAUAUUUCGCCCUUAUGCUGCUGCUGCUUAUGCUAGUCACUUUCUGUGCCCGGACCAUGACAAUGUGGAUGUCUGCCAUGCUGCCAACAUUUCCUAUCUCGGCCUUCCUUUCCAAUAUUCUGUUCACAAUGUUUUUGAUGAGCGGAGGCUUCUUCAUAAGCUUGGAAAACCUAUGGACAGUUCCAGCUUGGAUUUCUAAAGUAUCUUUUGUCAGGUGGAGUUUUGAAGGAUUAAUGCAAGUUCAAUUUAGAGGACGCAUUUACCCGAUGACGUUUGGCAAUAUCACCUAUCCAAUUCCUGGGAAACUAGUACUCCAGUCAAUGGACUUAGACCUCCAGCCCCACUACGCAAUUUACCUCAUCUUGGUCAGCAUUUCCACCACCUUCUUGGUUUUAUACUACUUAUCUCUUCGGUUCAUCAAGCAGAAAUCAAACCAGGACUGGCAAUAAUAACAUGACACUAUUGAUUAUGGUGGCAGGAGUGAAAGCAGGAGAGAGAGUUCACACGGGUCCAUAUUAAAUGCCAGAUCUAACUCUUGCAAUAAAGGCAACACUUAAAAUGGACCAUAAACUCUUGUUUGUGCUUAUUAAAAUGCUGCAAAGAUUACUGUAUAUUCCUGUGUGUGAGACUACUUUUUAACCCAGGAAAAUCUUCUCAAAAGUCGGGGGUCGUCUUAUACGCCGGGUCGUAUUUCUUAUACGGCGCGUAUAUCCCAAACUCUAUAUUUUAACUGGAAAAGUUUGGGGUCGUCUUAUACGCCCAGUGCAGUGAUUUGGAUUAGCCACCAGAUGGCAGCAAAAUACAAUGGGUUAAAAUGCUGAAUUUCUGUCCCUGCCACGUUCUUCUUGUAGCAGGGGAUGAAGGAAGCCGGUUGUUGAGUAAAGUCUUCAGGAUUAGAUGACAUAGAUAGUUGUGUCACUGGUAAGAUCUGUGUGAUAAUGUAUGGAAUAAUAGCGGCAAGAGUACUAGUCGCGAGAAACUGGAAAGGCUGUAACACACCCAACAUACCUGAGUGGCAACUUUUAAUGAAAGAAUAUGCACAGCUAGCAAAAUUUACGGGAAGAAUUAGAGGGCAGACAAAACAGAAAAUAAAAAAGGAAUGGAGGAUUUAUGACGAUUAUAUAAUGAAUAACUAGAUAUCCAAAAUCUAAUCAGCAGAAUACAACUGAACCCAAUACAAAUUAAAGAAUAGAUAAUGAUGUAAAUAGGUUAAGAUUUGUGCGAUAUAAUAAGGUUAAAGUUUACAAACUACAGAGAGGUAAACUGGAAGUCAAAAUAAAAGAGGUGUAAUUGAUGUGCAUUUAAAGAUUUUCUCUGUUUUUGUCCAAUACUUCAUGUGUUGUUUUUGUGUGUGUGUUUUGUGUGUGUUCUUUGUUUUUUCUGUAUUCUUUUUUUGUGUAAAAGAAAUAUGUGGAUGAAGAACGCUUGUGUUUGUGUUGGUAAUUAUGUUGUUUGUUAAUGUUUUUAACAAGAAAAUUAAUAAAAAACCUAUUAAAUUUUUUUAAAAGGUAAUAUCUGCGUGAUUUACAUAUAGAAGCAUAAUUCAGAGAAUGGGGCGAUUUUCUAAAAAGGUUCUCAAUAAGUCACAAAGUAAUACACCUCUUACCUUUAAACUCUGACCCUCCAGAUGUUAAUGGCUCCCAUCCUCCCUUGCAUCUCAAGGCAGCCCUGUUUAGGGAAGCUUUUAAUGUUUGAUGG
Molecule: messenger RNA, 3425 nt
Organism: Zootoca vivipara (common lizard)
Lineage: Eukaryota; Metazoa; Chordata; Lepidosauria; Squamata; Lacertidae
Gene: ABCG8
Product: ATP binding cassette subfamily G member 8
Biological process (GO): cholesterol homeostasis; cholesterol efflux; transmembrane transport
Cellular component (GO): signaling receptor complex; plasma membrane
Molecular function (GO): ABC-type transporter activity; cholesterol transfer activity; ATP hydrolysis activity
Source: RefSeq, a predicted model, not a curated record